AUGUCUACUGGACAUCUCAUUCGAGGUGUUGAAAAAGUGGUUGGAUAUACAAAUGAAGUGAAACUGGGGCCAAAGAGCCAGCAGCCGAGGACUGUAGGCAGCUGUGAAGAAAUGGAGCCCAGACACACCAUGGCUUCUUCUGUGACUACUUGUAAAAUACUGCUGUUUCUGAUGUUGGUGUUAGCUGCCUAUAUCAUUUUGAUGGCUUCAGAAAACUUCUCCAAGAAAUCUUCAUGUCCUGAAACACCACUCAGCACUGCCACAGAACCCACAGAGACUGAUUUGAGAAUUAAAAAAAUCAUAGAGCAGCUGGAUCACCAGAUCCCACAUAGACCAUUCUCUUACAUCAACACGACAAGUGCAGCCCUCAGUGUGGCCAGAAUCAUUGAUCCUAAGACCACCUACUGCAGAGGGGAUCAGCUAGAUGUUCUCCUGGACAUGAGAGACUAUUUGCGGCACAGAAAGCAAUAUGGAGGAGAUUUCUUAAGAGCCAGGAUCUCUUCCCCAGAUCUGAUGGCAGGAGCUUCAGGACAGGUGACAGAUUUCAACAAUGGCACCUACCUUGUCAGUUUCACUUUAUUCUGGGCAGGUAAAGUCUCUGUGUCUCUUCUGCUCAUCCACCCCAGCGAAGGAGUAUCUGCGCUCUGGAGAGCAAGGAAUAAGGGUUAUGAUAAGGUGAUUUUCACAGGCCUAUUUGCCAAUGGCACAUCGCAGGUCUUCAGUGAAUGUGGCCUGGUUCUAAACACAAGUGCUGAACUGUGUCAAUACUUGGACCACCGAGACCAAGAAGCCUUCUAUUGUGUGAAACCUCCACGAGUAUCCUGUGAUGCACUGACCCAUAUGAGGACCAGGAAUAGUGGAGUUUCUUAUCUUAGUGUAAAGGACAAAAAUCUUUUACACAAGUCCAGUGUAGGGAUUGAAAUUACGAGAGGCUUCGAACCCAUUGUAGUCUCCGAGUGUAACAAUGUUGAAACAGUGAGAGAGAAAUGCCAGAUUGGAAUGAAGUCCCCUAUUCCCAGUGGUUAUUCUUUGCAAGGCAAGUGGAAUCCAGCAUUUUGUAAACUAACUCAGUUAAGUAAUGUGACUGUAAUCAAUGACUGUUUGAAAGGAAAACUCAUUUACCUCAUGGGAGAUUCUACUCUACGCCAGUGGAUGGACUACUUCUCCAAAAUUGUGAAAACACUGAAGUAUUUUGAUCAUCAUGGAAGUGGACCAUUCAAGGACUACAUACUUCUGGAUUCAGAAAGACACAUUUAUAUCCAAUGGAAAAAACAUGGGCAUCCAUUUGUCACUAGCAAACUGUACUCAUUAAAAAAUCAUGAAUAUAUUGCCCAUGAAAUUGACAGAGUAGCCGGAGACAGAAACACAGCCAUUGUUAUCACCCUUGGACAACAUUUCAGACUAUUCCCAGUUGACAUCUUCAUCCGAAGAGUUAUCAAUAUCCAAAGGGCAAUUAGACGGUUAUUGCUAAGAAGUCCAGAUACCAGAGUUAUCCUGAAGGCAGAAAACAUUAGAGAGAUGCACAUUGAUGCUGAGAAAGUUGGUGACUUUCAUGGCUAUAUUCAGUAUCUUAUUAUCAGGGACAUUUUCCGGGAUCUCAAUGUGGGUAUCAUUGAUGCCUGGGACAUGACCAUUGCAUAUGACUCUAGAUUCCUCCACCCGCCUAAUAAUGUUGUUGAAAAUCAGAUUAAUAUGUUCUUAAACUACAUCUGCUGAUAGCUUUACCUACUAAGUAUUAUGGAAUGACCUAAUAUACUAAUAAGGGAUUCCAGUUGAUAUGUGCCUAGCAGAAAAUAUGAAAACAAGUUGGUAAGAUGUUGUAUCAUGGUGGGAGGACAAGAGGAAAGUAUGAGGCCCUACAUGCCCUUUUAGAAUAGGAGACACGUCAUGAAUGUAUCAUGUUAGUGUUUCCAUGACUGGCCAGAGCCACAUGGCAAACAAGUCUUCUCUGAUAUUCUUGAUUUCUGUAAUAUCCAGGGACUCUCGCUCUCCAGGAUGUAUGUGUUGGCAGUAGGAUGGGGAGAAAUGACCAGAACAUGGGUUUGAGGAAUGACAUCUUGGAACAGCCAGCAAGAACACAAGACUAACCUGAAUAAGUGAUUGGAUAGAAGGCUAAAGGAUUUGAUCACACCACAAAAGUAAUUGUGUGCAGUGUUCAAUAUUAAGCCAAUAUCUGGGUAGUUUUAUUGAAAUGCAGUGUUGGUCACUCAGCGAACCUUACAAAUAUCCAGGAUUUAGGUGAUUUUAGGGAAGGAGAAGUUGUCUACAUUACUAAGAAAGGAUCCCAAAGGGAAAAGGAAAGAAGCCCUUUUACAUAUGCUCAGGGAUGGAUAAAGCGAUCAGUCAAAUGGGGAGAUAUGAGAGAAGUCUCAUAAAUAUGU
Molecule: messenger RNA, 2381 nt
Organism: Trichosurus vulpecula (common brushtail)
Lineage: Eukaryota; Metazoa; Chordata; Mammalia; Diprotodontia; Phalangeridae
Product: NXPE family member 1-like
Exons: 7
Coding region: 1-1716 (571 amino acids)
Source: RefSeq, a predicted model, not a curated record